This is a messenger RNA of Phytophthora nicotianae INRA-310, 237 nucleotides long. RefSeq lists its product as hypothetical. The transcript is spliced from 2 exons. The coding region runs from base 1 to 237 and encodes 78 amino acids. Lineage: Eukaryota; Oomycota; Peronosporomycetes; Peronosporales; Peronosporaceae. The record is from RefSeq and is a predicted model, not a curated record.
AUGCAGCAGCGUUUUCCUGAUAACGCCUUGAAGGGCGGACCACCUACGAACAUCCGCCCUGCGCUCGAGUGCUGCAACAAUGAUGCGCUCUGCCAAGCAUGUCAGCACAGACCGAAAACCCAUAUCGUCAUGAUCGAAGCUAUCAUGUUCCUCAAGACAAACCGAUUGUUCUGGGAUUCAAAGCUUGUAGCCAGAGAGGCACACGCUGAGGAUCGUGAAAAUCAACGAAUUCUGUAG